Messenger RNA from Platichthys flesus (European flounder), 3690 nucleotides. RefSeq names its product protein kinase C and casein kinase substrate in neurons 3 (gene pacsin3). NCBI's taxonomy places the organism in Eukaryota, Metazoa, Chordata, Actinopteri, Pleuronectiformes, Pleuronectidae. Gene Ontology annotation, molecular function: protein binding; phospholipid binding. Gene Ontology annotation, cellular component: plasma membrane; endosome; cytoplasm. Gene Ontology annotation, biological process: plasma membrane tubulation; cytoskeleton organization; regulation of endocytosis. The coding region runs from base 470 to 1801 and encodes 443 amino acids. The record is from RefSeq and is a predicted model, not a curated record. The transcript is spliced from 11 exons.
GCAGAAGAGGAGCAGGAGGAGGAAACUGAUCCUCCGCAGAAACAACACGACAACACUCGUUAUCUCUCUUUCCUCCGUUUUAUUUCCUCCUUCUUUCCUCGGAGGAAACUUCCGGUUCAAGCCGAGCGGAGCAGGAAACUGUCUCUGGAGCAGGAGGCGACUUCUCUUGGUUUAAUGGCCGAGGAGGAGCGACGUUUGUCCGCGGAGAGAAGUGGAAACAUGUCGCUGUGUGUGGAGGAUUAAACGAAGGAGGAAUAUUUUUUUAUUUUUAAAAAGAACUGAAGCUACACUGCUGCACGUGAGAGGAAGAGGAGGAAGAGGAGAGAAGUGUCCAGUCUGUUCUCCUGCUCGGAGUGAACCUGGCCCGCGGAGACGAAGGCUGUCUUCUGCUUGGACGUCUGUCCGUCUCUGUUUUUGUCUCUGAUAAGUUGUUUCUGUAGCCGCCAUCAUUCCGUGCUGUAAGGCCGACAUGUCUUCCAACGGAGACCUCAGCGACCUGGGGAGCUCUGACAGCUUCUGGGAGCCGGGGAACUACAAGAGGACGGUGAAGAGAAUCGACGACGGCCACCGGCUGUGUAACGAGCUGGUCAGCUGCUUCCAGGAGCGGGCGAAGAUCGAGAAGAGUUACGCUCUGCAGCUGAGCGACUGGGCCAAGAGGUGGAGGGGCGUCGUGGAGAAAGGGCCUCAGUAUGGCACCUUGGAGAAGGCGUGGCACGCCUUCAUGCAGGCGGCCGAUCGGCUCAGCGAGCUGCACCUGGACCUGCGGCAGCGGCUGGCGGGCGAGGACAGCGAGAAGGUGCGCGAGUGGCAGAAGGACGCCUUCCACAAGCAGAUGAUCGGAGGCUUCAGGGAAACGAAGGAGGCAGACGACGGCUUCCGCAAAGCCCAGAAGCCCUGGGUCCGCAAACUGAAAGAGGUGGAGUCCAGUAAGAAGAGCUACCAUCAGGCCAGGAAGGAGGAGUGGACGGCGUCGACCAGGGAAACGCACGCCAAGGCCGACCCGACCAAGUCUCAGGAGGAAGUCCGCAAAUACACAACCCGGGUGGAGCGCUGCAACCAGGAGGCCGAGAAAGUGAAGGAGCGCUACGAGAAGGCCCUGGAGGAGCUGAACCGCUGUAACCCUCGAUACAUGGAGGACAUGGAGCAGGUGUUCGACCUCACCCAGGAGGCCGAGCGCAGGAGGCUGUGUUUCUUUAAAGACGUCCUGCUGGACACACACACCCACCUGGACCUGUCCUCCAGAGAGGGGUUCAAAGCUCUGUACCAGGACCUGGGUCAAACCAUCCGAGGGGCCAACGACACCGAGGACCUCAGGUGGUGGAGGAACACACACGGGCCGGGCAUGAGCAUGAACUGGCCUCAGUUUGAGGAGUGGUCUCCGGAGGCGAGUCGCUCCAUCAGCAGGAAGGAGCGAGGAGGACACUCCGAGGAGAACGUGGUCACUCUCACCAACAUCGUCUCUUCAGGCCGAGACGACGUCCCACCGAGUCCCAUCACUACGGACACCAGCAGGACGAAAGAGUAUUCAUCUGACUGGUCGGACGAGGAGAUUCCCAAGAAGGCGCUGGCAGUGAACGGCGUGGGGGGGGAGGAGGAGGAGGAGGAGCAGCAGGUAGAGGGGGUGCGAGUCCGAGCGCUCUAUGAUUACAUUGGCCAGGAGGCCGAUGAGCUCAGCUUUAAAGCAGGCGAGGAGCUGCUGAAGCUGAGUGAGGAGGACGAGCAGGGCUGGUGUAGAGGACAGCUGAGCGGCGGCCGGGUCGGCCUCUACCCCGCCAACUACGUCCAGGCCGCCGCAUCCUGAUGGCCCGCCCCCUCCCGCCGAUCAGCCAAUGGUACAACUACAAUCAAGAUGCCAGGACCAAUGGGAAGCUGUUAGUGCUGACACGUAGACACGCCCCCUCUGCGGUUACUGACUGUAAAACACUAACUUUCUGUUAUUUGAGCUUUUGAAGAUCCGACGACAUCGUUUGAAAGAAGUUUUUUGAUCAAAGAGAAAUUUCUGGAAACAACGAACCGGACGACGACUUGAGAGAAACGUGGAUUUCAUCGUAGCUGACGGGUUCUGGGUUCUCGCUGCCAUCGCUUAUUAAUCAGUCAGAAAAAACAUAUUUAACAACGUCAAAAGAAACGGCUUCAGGAAAUCAACUUCUUCACUUUCUUCUUGAAUCACAACUCGUUUUAGUCUAAAGACUUUGAGCCUCAUUCUUUCCAAAGGGAUUCGAACCUGACACCAGCUUCUCAAAAGCUUAGAAUAAGUUCCACAUUAAUUUGGAAUUUAAUGAUUUAUUUUUUGUUACCUCCCAAUAGUUUCCAGUUCCCAUCAUGCAACACUGUCACUUCCUUAGAGGUGCAAGUGUUUGUGUCCCGGCUGUCGUCCUGACAUCAGACUCUCAAUGAUCACUGUACUUCACGCUAUAUAUUUCAGUAUAUAACCACGUCUACUGAGCAGUAGUACUUUUCAAUACUCUGAUCUGUACUGCAGGUUGGAACUGAGGGUGUCCACACCUCAUCCAGUAAGUAAGACAAAAGUUCGGAAGUAUGAUUCAGGUUUGGGUCGUGUCACAUUGUCUGAACUGACGCAAAAGAGAGGUCCUCAGAAUAACUCAGAAACAUCUCUGAGAAAAAUGUAUUUGUCCACUUUUUUUUUUUGUUUGUUUGACCCAUCUGCUAACGUGGAGGAGGUGUGGUUUACGACCAGCCACCAGGGGGCGAUCGAGACAUUCUGGCUUUACCUUUGGGGCGCCGCCAUGUCGUCCAUCUUUAUUUACAGCCAAUGGUUCAAUGCUAACUUUGGUAUUUUCCACGUUAAGCGACUCGUCAAGAAAAAGUUAAAUAAACUUUUUGCGAAGUUAAAAUCAGACAAACAUUUUCCGUAGAUUUUCAAAUCUGUCUUAAAAGUUUCUUGGAUCCAGGAUCUAUACAGAUGAACUUUCAUCGUCUCCUCUUCAUCGUCUCCUCUUCCUCGUCUCCUCCGUGAUGUGGCGGCUGCCACUCAAACCGACAAAGAAAAGACUCAGUGCCUCAGUCGACGAGACUAAGAAAUGUGCGGCGCCACCUGCUGUCCGACCGAGGAAUUACAGCUGUCUGCUGGUCACUUCCGGUCUGAUCCCAGUAGAAACCAGUUGAUCUCCUGUUUCCUGGUCGUUGUGCUGGCAGCACCUGAUCCUUUCUCGGUUAUAACGGUUUGCUUUGGUUAUUUUAUAGAUUUAUUAUUCUGGUGUUACACUGAAUUCACUUUCUUUCCUCUCUUUUGAUCACUUCUUAUCGUCGUAGCUGUUAAAUCUCAAAUCAAAGGAUUUCUGCUCUGAUGGUGAUUUUUACAGUCGACUUAAUGACUUUCUAAUUUCUUCUUCCUUUUUAAUUUAGCCUCCGGUGGGUGGGGGGGGCUGGGGUCGGUGGUUGUUGUAUUUUCCGUGCUGGGAUCGUGAAGCACAAACUCGGACGUCUGAAACAAGUGAAAAUGUUGUCUGUUUUUGCCUGUUCCUGUUUGUGGGUUUGUUUGUGUGUCUUUGUGGUUGUGUGUGGGAGCGCCCCCUGUCCGCUGAUCUGAGUACUGCUAAGUUAACCCGUGUAUACGUCUGAAUAACAAGAGAUAUAAUAGAGAAUUUAAUGCUGCUGCUUCUUUUUCUUUCCAGAAUCUUGUACAGUUUAUAAAGUGGGAAGCAACAAUAAAGAGUUUUCUGCACCUGG